UGUUGAAGUUCUUAUAUUUUAGAUUUUAGCAAUAACAGAACAAUUAAAAAUUAAAACUUAUGUAUGUCAGAUAAAAUGAACUGAUUACUUAUUUGUUUAAGUGGAACUAGUUGUACAAGUUGUGUGGUAAAGUGAUCCUUGUUUGACUAGCAGUACCUAUAUAAAUAGAUAAUUCUCCAGUCUCCACAUAAUUUAUUAAAAUUCUCAUUCAUCAUGACUAAUCUGGAUGUAAGUAACAGUAGUACAGAUAGUAGUUCAGGAUCUAGUUCAGACACUACCAGUAGUGAAACAUCGUCUACGAGCUCAGGGUCUGGAUCUAGCAGCUCAGACUCAGAAUCCUCUUCAGAUGUGCAAGCUGUUACAACAGAACAAAAAUCGCCAAAACCAGCUGCAGUUGAAGAGAACAAAAAAAAGGAGGACACAAAGCCUCGACGCACUUCAAAGCCUAAAAUUAUAUCCUCUAGUGAUGAUGAUAUUCCAAAAGUUCCCAGUCCAAAGCCUUCAAGAUACAGAGGGCCGGGUAGGAAAAAUGCUGCUAGUGUACUUGUGAAAAAUAAACCAGCUGCAAAGAUGACUACAGGAGCUAAAGCAAAAGCUUUAACAAAAACAUUGCCCAAGAAUGUUAAACAGGAUAAUGCUUCAAAGAAAAAAAGUAUAUUCUCACCAGAUAAUAGCACUGAAUCAGAUUCAGAUAGUAAGGAAAGUAAAUCAUCCAAAAACAGUGUGAAAGAUUCACCUAAAAGUAAAAAACCCACAACUAGGAAGUCUAGUGAAGAGAAAUCAUCCUCGCCACUGACAUCGGUACAAAACGAAGACUCAAAUUCAACAUCCAAGGACAGUUCUAAGAGACGUGCCAGCAAAUCUAAUGGACCUCCUCCAAAAAAAAUAUCAGAAGAAAAAAGUGCAUCAUCUUGCACUUCCAGCCAAUCCUCUGUGGAAUCAGUAUCCUCAGAUACUGAUAGUGAGCUCUCAGCAAAGAAAGAUUCACCUAAAGAUUCUAAAUCAUCAGAGGAUAAACAAGAUUCACAGAAGGGCGGAGAUUCAGGUGACUCUGUAGUGGAGGUUAUGCCCAGGAAAUUGACUCGUUCACUUGCAGCUCGAGUGUCACGAAUGGCAGCUUGUAAACCCAACAAUACUGAUACUGACUCGGAAGCCGAUGAUAAAGCCAAUGAGAAAAUGAGCAAAGAAGAUAAAAGAUUAGCUAAAGCUCGGGCGGCCCUGACUAAGUCACCUGCCGUCUUGAAUCAUUCUCAACAGCCUUCAGAACGGCAAUGUCCUGUCAGAGGGUGUGACUCUACCGGACAUUUAGGCGGCAAAGCAGAAAAGCACUUCACUUUCGACGCCUGCCCCAUGUACCAUAACGUUACUUCCGCGUGGUGCGUCGCGGCAGCGGAGGAGCGUGCGGCCGCGGCUGCAGCCAGACGUAAAGCUGUCGCCACCAUGGUACAGAGGCCCAGAGCCCAGCCUACCAUUGAGCAGAGGGCGUAUCAGCUUAAAGUUAAGGAUAUGCGUUCAAAGUGGAAAGGCAGCCACGAGUUGAAGGCGAUGACGAACAAUGAAGAUCUGAAUGAAGACAAGGAGCCGGUGCUGGACGGCUUCGUGCCGGACUACGAUUUGCGGCUGUUCAGGGAUGCUCAGGCGCUGGCCGCGGUCAAGGUGGAGGAGGAACUUGAUGAAAUUGCCUCCGACAGAGGCACAAGAUACGUGGUGAUGGGCAAGUACAUGAUGGAGGUGUGGUACCAGUCGCCGUACCCGGGCGAGGCCGCCCGUGUGCCGCGCCUGUUCGUGUGCGAGUUCUGUCUGAAGCACCACAAGUGUGCGGCCGGCGCUGACCGCCACCGCUCCAAGUGUGUGUGGCGGCACCCGCCCGGAGACGAGGUGUACAGAAGAGACAGUCUGAGCGUGUGGCAGGUGGACGGCCGGAAACACAAGUUGUACUGCCAGCAGCUGUGCCUCCUCGCGAAGUUCUUCCUCGACCACAAAACUCUUUAUUACGACGUGGAGCCUUUCCUCUUCUACGUGAUGACGUGCGCCGAUGAAGAUGGUUGCCAUAUCGUCGGCUACUUCAGUAAGGAAAAGAACUCGUUCUUGAACUACAACGUGUCGUGCAUCCUGACGCUCCCCCCCUAUCAGCGGCAAGGCUACGGGAGGCUGUUGAUUGAUUUCAGUUACCUGCUUACAAAAGAAGAAGGCAAAGUGGGUUCACCAGAAACGCCGCUGUCGGAUCUGGGUCUGAUUUCGUACAGAUCGUACUGGAAGGAGGCGAUUCUCAAGCGGUUGUGCUCGGCGCCCGGACCAACGCUGUGCAUCCGGGAUUUGAGCAAGGACUUGGCUAUUGCGUCAUCGGAUAUCGUGUCCACGUUGCAGGAGAGAGGGCUAAUGAAGUAUUGGAAGGGGAAGCAUAUAGUCUUGAAGAAACAGGAGGUGCUGGAGGAGGCCACUCGUCGCGCGGGUCGCGUGCGCUCCGUGGACGCGUCGUGCCUGCGCUGGUGGGGCGGGCCGGCGCCCCGCUGACGUCACUCGCGCCGCGCCCCCCCCCGGCCCGCGAGCGGCGCGGCGCGCUCGCUGCUGUAACUGAUGACUGCGGCUGUAUGAACUUCAGCAAACAGUGGCAAGAAAUGUGUCGUUUAAUCGACCAAUGGACUGUUCUUAUUUGAACACUAUGUGAAUUAUAUGUGUUAAAUUUAAACUGUGAAGUGUCUGUACUGUGUUCGGAAUAAGAUUUAACCUCAGACGAUUGAUGGUUUAUGACGUCAAUCCCAGUACUGUGAACUCGUGUUUCUAGAAUGUUCGAGUGACUGCUUCGUAGCAGGUAUAUGUUUUAUGUAGGUACCUACUAGUAGGUAUAUUGUCAUUGUAAUGAUGUUAUAUUAAUUGAACUGUCUUAUUGUGUUUGUAAAUAAUUUUACACAAUC
Molecule: messenger RNA, 2915 nt
Organism: Leptidea sinapis
Lineage: Eukaryota; Metazoa; Arthropoda; Insecta; Lepidoptera; Pieridae
Gene: chm
Product: histone acetyltransferase KAT7
Exons: 12
Coding region: 214-2514 (766 amino acids)
Biological process (GO): regulation of DNA-templated transcription
Cellular component (GO): nucleus
Molecular function (GO): zinc ion binding; histone acetyltransferase activity
Source: RefSeq, a predicted model, not a curated record